AACGAAAACAAACCGGCGAAGAUUAAGCAACGAAAAAAAAUCGCUGACCAAACUCCCGCACCCUCGAGCGAGAAACAGUCGCCCGACUCUCUGCCCUCGUUCGCCCCUUCGUCCCUUCGCUGCCGCCCUCCAGAUCCCUUCGCCUCCGCCCGACGCCGCCAGCCCCCGACCUCCUCCCCAGCUCCUGGCGCGCCCGCCCCCCACAUCUCCUCCCCCGAUUCGGUGGUCGCCCUGCCCCCACCUUCUCCCUCACUCCCGGCGCCGCCCGACCCCCAACCUCCCUGGAUCCCGGCCGCCCCGCCCCCACCUCCUCCCUCGCACCCGCUCGCCCAUGCCGCCUAUCCGCGCCCCUCCCACACACUCCCGACCUCCUCCCGGCGUGCCACCGCCCCUGCUCCUCCCUCCUCUAGGAGGACGCGCCGCCGCCCCGUUCUUCCUUCCUCCUAUCGGUGGGUCAGGUCCCUCAACGUCGCGGCGUCGGAGGCGGACGCAAGGCCGGUGCUGAUGCCGGGGGGCAACAAGGCCCCGAUGGCUGCGUGGAAACCUUCUCCCAAGCCGAUGUGGAAGGCGCCAGAGAAGCCUCCGGCCGCUGACCCGGCCAAAGAGGAUGAGUUGCAGGGCGCGAAGAAGGACGCGGGGGCCGCCACUGCUGUUGGCGACGACGGCGCUAGGAAGGGGAACUCGUCCCCAUUGCCUCCGCCGAGGAAGCUGCAAGAUGCGCCGGCGGUGAACCUCAACGCGUCCUGCUCCUCGGAGGCCUCCGUGGAGUCGCUCCGCGGCCAGGCCCCAGGCGGAAGGACCGAGAGGGGCUGGUCCCGGCCGACCGCGCCCAAGCGUGGGAAGGCUGUGUCUAAGGUGGUGGAGAAGCACGCCGAUGUCGCGGAGGUUGCCGCUCCAGUGACGCCGGAGGCCGUCCGAGGGAGGAGCCGGUGCGCCUGGGUGACUCCGACCACCGUUGGAGAUGCUGCUGCUAUUUGUUCAGAUUGGGGGAGGCUAGAGAGGCUUGCUUCAUGUUGUGUUUGCUACGUCAGAGAGCAGUGAGAACUGAGAUUUGGGUGGGGGUGGAGGUAGCAGGGAGAGGAUGUUUACUCGAUGGAAGAGUGCAGGGGCACGCCUCCGAGCUAGCCGAUGCCUACUAUAUCCAGUGUUCUGCUGCAUCCGGUGCCACCUCAAAGAACACCUUCUUCUAGCUGGGCAUUGAACGCCUCAGGGACGACGAGGUGCAGCAACUGGGGUGGAAGCAGUUCAACUACAUGAUGAAGAAUUGAGUGAAGGGGUUAAGACGGUUGCGUUGUGCAUGCGCUGCUUGCUUGCCGGUGAGUGUCACCAUUGUGACUAGGUGUUCUUUGUUGCCCAUGCCCUCUGUAGUUUAAGGUGUUUGUUCUUUUAGCAGCCCAUAAAAUACUGCAAUGUAAACGAUUGUCUUC
Messenger RNA from Triticum urartu, 1427 nucleotides. NCBI's taxonomy places the organism in Eukaryota, Viridiplantae, Streptophyta, Magnoliopsida, Poales, Poaceae. The record is from RefSeq and is a predicted model, not a curated record.